CGCCGGGAGGGGCCGGGCCGCCCCGGCCUGAGCCCGGGUCACCGCUAGCCGAGGGCGCCCGGUUCUUCUGCACCGCAGGCCGCGGCCUGGAGCCGUUCUUGAUGCGAGAGGUGCGGGCGCGGGUGGCGGCCACGCAGGUUGAAUAUGUUUCAGGAAAGGUUUUUUUCACCACCUGUUCUGAUUUGAGUAUGCUGAAGAAGUUAAAAUCUGCAGAAAGAUUAUUUUUGCUGAUUAAAAAACAGUUUCCACUUACUGUUUCUUCUGCAGGAAAAAUGCUUAAUGAAAUGCAAGGACUUAUAAAUGAUGAUCCAGGCAGUUGGUUGAAUGCCAUUUCACUUUGGAAAAGCCUUCUUGAACUUGAUGCAAAAAAUGAAAAACUUUCUCAAGGAAGUUCUCACCCACUAAAAAGAAAAGUGGAAGAGAAUGAAACGAUCAUUGCUAAGAAAUUUAAAACAGAGCAAAUGCAAGAGAUAAAAGAGAACAAGGACUGCCACCCGGGAAAACGAAUAGGAGAAGAAACACUGCAGCAAGAAGAUUUUAUCACUAAAACAGAAAAUUUUCAAGAAGAAGAGUUUCGGAACGAUGUCGAGAAAGCAAUUGUUGGUCAUAACCAGAAAGACUUGACUUUCAGAGUGUCUUGUCGCUGCAGUGGGGCUGUUGGAAAGACCUUUACUGCACAGGAAGUGGGAAGAGUAAUUGGAAUUGCUCUUAUGAAACAGUUUGGGUGGAAAGCAGAUUUGAGGAAUCCAGAUUUAGAGAUCUUUAUACAUCUAAAUGACAUUUACUCUGUGGUGGGGAUUCCUUUUUUCAGGGUUCCUUUAGCCAACAGAGCUUAUAUCCAGACAGCAGGGCUGCGAUCAACCAUAGCGUGGGCAAUGGCGUCUCUCGCUGAAAUUCAAGCUGGAGCACUCGUUUUAGAUCCAAUGUGUGGGCUUGGAACAAUACUUCUGGAAGCUGCUAAAGAAUGGCCAGAUGUGUAUUAUGUAGGUGCUGAUGUCAGUGACUCGCAGUUACUAGGGGCAUGUGAGAAUCUGAAAGCUGCAGGCCUUGAGGAUAGAAUUGAACUCCUUAAAGCCUCUGUUAUAGAAUUGCCAUUGCCUUCAGAAAGUGUCAAUAUUAUUAUUUCUGACAUUCCAUUUGGGAAGAAGUUUAAGUUAGGAAAAGACAUCAAAAGCAUUUUACAAGAAAUGGAAAGAGUGCUUCGCAUUGAUGGAGCUGUUGUUUUGUUACUCAGCGAAGAUCACCACAGGCGCCUUAAAGAUUGUGAAGAGAGCGGCAUCCGUUUGAAUUCUAAGAGCAGCCACCCCGACGAACCUGGAAUUAAAAAGUGCUUAAAUCCUGAGGGAAAAAAUGGCACAUCAGAGACGGUGUCUUCUUCAAUUCAAGCCAGUAACCAGGAGGGCUUAGACAAAAUGUCACCAUUUGGCUCUUUGGUGCCAGUGGAAUGCUACAAAGUUAGCCUUGGAAAAACAGACGCAUUUAUAUCUAAAUAUAGGAAGUCACACUCUUCUGGAUUAUAGCAGUCUCACUACUGUAGACCAGGUUCAAGUCCAUAUGUCUUAGCUGUAGUGCAGUAGAAGAUGUUGUCUCUAGGAUUCCCCACAGUGCCAGAGUUCCAAGUAAAGAAAUUUCCUUUAUAAAGGCAGGAAGUGUGGUUGCUGGACACAGGUUCUUAGUAAGACAAUUUCUCCUUUAUAAUCCAAAGGAAUUGAUGUUUCUGACAAAGAGCAGGUAAUGAAUAUUUAAGCUAAAAGACUGAAGUUUUUUGUCAGAGUGUAAAAAGAUCCAUUCUGCUGUGCAUUGUUUCUGAGCAGAAGCUUCAACUUUAAAGCAAAAGCUUUCAUGAGUUCACAUAAAAUGUAUUACAGUCAACACAAGGUUGGUUAUAAUCUUUUAACUACCAAUUUUUUAGAAAAGUAGGAACCUUUGUGUAUAAAUUCUUUUGAUAUUAAACUAGAUUUUUUAAACCUAUGAUGAUGUUCUCCAUUGGAAUGAAAAUAGUUUUUACUUGCAAUACAUUUUUUAUGUCCCAUGUAUAUACAACAUCAGUGGGAAUAAUAACAAUAUGAAUUAAGCCAAUAUCCUUCAACGUGAUGGAAAAUAAAGUCUCCUUAUUUUCUAAGAACAUUACUAAAUCAUAGUCUCACUCUUAUGGGAAUUAAAGUAGUGUUCACUACUUGAGAAGAAGAAACAGCAAGCUGGUGAAAAUAUAUCUUCGAAUUUAGUUUAUUUUUUUAAUAGCCUGAUAUAGUGACUCACCUUUUAAACUGCUUUAGUAUCACUUGAACAGCCUUCCUAAAAUUUCUCACCUUGUGAGUCCCAUCUGCCCAAAGUAGAAGCCAACUAGAACUCUGAGUCAGAGAUUGAUACCCCUGUACCUGUGAUACUCUGAAGGGGUAAAGACCACAGACUCUUAAAAAUGUGAAUGUGAUAUUGGUUGUCUGACCUGGCUGAGCUAAAGGUGGAGAGGAUGCAGCUAGUAUUAGAGGAAGCUUACAGCAAUGAUGAAACAAUUCAUUACCCUUGUGCUUCCCUACUGCUAUAGAAAAUAUCAAGAACCUGAAGAAUACAGGCACUAUGGUGUAGGCCAUCUGCUUUACAGAACUUGACAGCUUAACGAAAAAGAGCAAGGUUCCUAAUUUCUUGGGUUAAGGCAGUGGUUCUCAACUGGAGGUGAUUUUGCUUCCCAGGGGACAUUUGGCAAUGUCUUCAGAUAUUUUUGGUUGUCAAAACUUGGGGAGAUGCUACUGGUAUCAUAUGUAGAGAGAGAUUUAUUUCAAGGAAAUAGCUCACACAAUUAUGGAGGCUGGCAAGUCCCAAAUCCGUGGGUCAGGUGGCAGGCUGGAGGUUUGUUCUGACGUACAUGGUUGAAGGGGUUGACAAACCCAAAAUCUGCAGGUCAGGCAGCAGGCUGAAGGUUUCUUACAUCCCAGGAACUGGAGGUUAGAGGAUGACAAGACAAAUGCAGGAUCAAGAGAGAGAGAGCUUGGCCAGGACAUUUGUAUCAUGGGUGUGAGCCACACCCCCCAAGGAAACUCCUCUUCCACCUGAUUGGCUGCUCACAUCAGAUCACAAAAUGGAAAAUGAGUACAUAGUGUCUGCCAAACCACUGAAAAUCAUAGCCUAGCCAAGUUGCUACAUAACAACCAUCACACUGCUAAAGCCCCUCAAAACAAAGAAUUAUCUAUCCCAAAAAGUCACCAGUGCCAAAGUUGCAAAGCCUUGGUUUAAGGCAUGGUAGGAGGUGGCCGGAAUUACGACUAUUCUAAGAGAACCUCUCACCUCUGGUAGCCACAGGACUGAGGUAGCUGAAAAGCAGACUCGCAGUUUGAUCCUAUAGGAUGCUGUUACAGAUUGAAUUAUGUCCCUCCAAAAGACAUGCUGAAGUCCUAACCCCUGUACUUAGGAGUGUGGCCUUGUUUGAAAAUAGCGUUUUUCUUUUUUUUAUUGGCUAAAGUAAUCGACUCAAUGGCACACGACAACCACAUACUGGAGUAGGGUCGGUCCUAAUCUUACUCCCUUCUGAGUGGUGGCUUAUAAUAGGAGAGAACAGACACUGAACCAGAGUCACAGACAAGAAGACGACGGAUACCACGGGAUGAAGGAGGCAACUACUUCUAUAAGGAGCCAAAGAUUGCUGGCAGCAACCAGAAACUAAGAGACCCAGGAAAGGACCCACAUGGCCAAGACCGAUUAGAACUUCUAACCAUCAGAACUGUGAGAAAAUAAAUUUCUGUUCUUUAGAGCCACCCACUUUGUGGUAUUUUAGUAUGGCAGCUCUAGGUUACUGAGACAGAUGAUGAAUCCUAUCAGUUGAAAUUACAGCCUAACAGGUCUCCUAGGUGCAAAUUCUUGGAGACACAGGGAAGGAUUCAUUCAGAUGACACAGAACACCUCAGACCCCACUGAGCCUCCUUGGCCAGCAGAAGCAGCUCCUGCUCCCUUGCUGCUGAGCCUGUUGUGUGACUUGAAGACCCUGAGGUUAAGCUAGCAUUACCUUCCAAGUGGUGACCAGUUUUCCUCAUGCCCUCUCCCUGCUACCUCUUACUGCUUCUAGGAACAUAACUAACGUCAACCUAGCAGGCCUCGGAGCUGGGGAGAAAAGGGCUGGCAAAUUAGAAGAAUUCCAAACAUUGCUAAUGUAUGUGACAUAAUGCUAAAGAAUAUGAGAGAAUGGAUUCUGUCACACUAGAGAGAGACAAAUAGGAUUUUCAGUCAAACUGGACUCAUUGACACGGGUACACUUAGCAACGGUUCUGGAUUUAAUUUAUGUAUUACCUAGGGCUACUGUAACAAAUUACCACAAGCAAAUGGCUUAAAACAAAAAUUUAUUUUCUCACAGCUCUGGAAGCUAGCAGUCCAAAAUCAAGGUGUCAGUAGGGCUGUGCUGUCUCCAAAGAUUCUAAAAGAGAACGUGUUUCAUGUCUUUUUCUUCUGGUGUUGCUACCAGUCCUUGGCAUUCCUUGGUUUGUAGAUGCAUCCCUCCAAUCCCUGCCUCCACCAUCACGUGGUGUUCUCCUUGUGUGUCUCUGUCCGUAUCUCUCCUUAUAAGGACACUACUCAUAGUCGACUUAAGGCCCACCUACACAACUAUGACCUCACCUUAACUAAUUACCUCCGUAAAGACCCCAUUUCAAAAUAAGGUCACAUUCCCAGGUUCCAGGUGGACAUUAGUUUGGUGAGGAGGGGGUGUGAACUACUCGACCCCGUACAGAAGUAGGACGAACAGCUGGGAAAGGUUCUAAUAGUUUGAUGAGGCAGUUAACUGAAACCUCCACUCAAUGGGGGCUCACACUAAAUAAAGUUGAAGUCCCGGAAGUUUGUAGAUAAAAUAGAGGGGAAGAAAUCCAAAGACUUAGGGAGGUAGCAGUAUUGGAAUGGACUUAUGAUGGCUGAUUCACCCUCUAACUAUGUCCCUGUCAAAGGCCCAAAGGACAUUGUCUUCACCACAUCAUUGAGAAACGUAUUGGUGGAGCAGGAGGGCCAGCUCUGAGUGGCUGGAGUCUAUGGGGUGGAGAUACAGGUUGUUAUUAGGUGCCAUCUAGUUGGUUCCGACUCAUAGCGACCCUAUGCACAACAGAACGAAACACUGCCCAGUCCUGUGCCAUCCUUACAAUUGUUAUGCUUGAGCUCAUUGUUGCAGCCACUGUGUCAAUCCACCUCGUUGAUGGUCUUCCUCUUUUCUGCUGACCCUCUACUCUGCCAAGCAUGAUGUCCUUCUCCAGGGACUGAUCCCUCCUGACAACGUGUCCAAAGUAUGUAAGACGCAGUCUCGCCGUCCUUGCUUCUAAGGAGCAUUCUGGUUGUACUUCUUCUAAGACACAUUUGUUCGUUCCUUUGACAGUCCAUGGGAUAUUCAAUAUUCUUUGCCAACACCACAAUUCAAAGCCGUCAACUCUUCUUCGGUCUUCCUUAUUCAUUGUCCAGCUUUCAGAUGCAUAUGAUGCAAUUGAAAAUACCAUGGCUUGGGUCAGGUGCACCUUAGACUUCAGGGUGACAUCUUUGUUCUUCAACACUUUGAAGAGGUCCUUUGCAGCUGAUUUGCCCAGUGCAAUGCGUCUUUUGAUUUCUUGACUGCUGCUUCCAUGGCUGUUGAUUGUGGAUCCAAGUAAAAUGAAAUCCUUGACAAGUUCAGUCUUUUCUCUGUUUAUCAUGAUGUUGCUCAUUGGUCCAGUUGUGAGGAUUUUUGUUUUCUUUAUGUUGAGGUGUAAUCCAUACUGAAGGCCGUGGUCUUUGAUCUUCAUUAGCAAGUGCUUCAAGUCCUCUUCACUUUCAGCAAACAAGGUUGUGUCAUCUGCAUAAUGCAGGUUGUUAAUGAGUCUUCCUCCAAUCUCGAUGCCCCGUUCUUCUUUAUAUAUUUCAGCUUCUCGGAUUAUUUGUUUAGCAUACAGGUUGAAUACGUGUGGUGAAAGAAUACAACCCUGACACACACCUUUCCUGACUUUAAACCAAUCAGUAUCCACUUGUUCUGCACGAACAACUCCCUCUUGAUCUAUGUAAAGGUUCCUCAUGAGCACAUUUAAGUGUUCCGGAAUUCCCAUUCUUCGCAGUGUUAUCCAUAGUUUGUUAUGAUCCACACAGUCAAAUGCCUUUGCAUAAUCAAUAAAACACAAGUAAACAUCCUUCUGGUAUUCUCUGUUUUCAGCCAGGAUCCAUCUGACAUCAGCAAUGAUAUCCCUGGUUCCACGUCCUCUUCUGAAACUGGCCUGAAUUUCUGGCAGUUCCCUGUCCAUACACUGCUGCAGCCGUUUUUGAAUGAUCUUCAGCAGAAUUUUGCUUGCGUG
Messenger RNA from Loxodonta africana (African savanna elephant), 6284 nucleotides. RefSeq names its product THUMP domain containing 2 (gene THUMPD2). Gene Ontology annotation, biological process: tRNA methylation. The transcript has 10 exons. The coding region runs from base 102 to 1520 and encodes 472 amino acids. The record is from RefSeq and is a predicted model, not a curated record. Gene Ontology annotation, molecular function: RNA binding; tRNA (guanine) methyltransferase activity. NCBI's taxonomy places the organism in Eukaryota, Metazoa, Chordata, Mammalia, Proboscidea, Elephantidae.